AUGUUAAAGUUUUCACGGCAUCACGCAUUGCAGCGUACGACAGAGGAGUUUCACAUCAGUUCAUGCCAGCAUGCCGCACCAAUCAAUAUACAAAUUUGCCAACCAACGUAUGGAGAAGAAAAUCGAAAUAUUGUCUUCGCUGGCCUAUACAAAGAGCGGAUUAAAGGGUUCUCAGGUACAAUGGGGGGAGAUCAGUGCGCCAAAUAUCCCGGAAAUAUGAUUUGUCGUAUUGCGGAGAAUGCAAGCAAGACGGGAGUGAGCAACAUCGGCGAAGCUCUUGGAGAAUUUCGGGAACUUAAUGCUAAUGUUGGCAAUGGGAAUGAGGAAAAGGAAAUAAUUUAUCAGCCAGCUGAUGAGGAAGCGUUUAAUGAUAUGGGCAGUGGCGAACCAGUGUUUAUUACAGACGAGCCAGCUAGGUACAAGCGUAAGUCAUGCCAGUUGAUUCCUUUUAAAUGUUAUCAUCAUAAAACUGGAUUUCUGGCAAAUGCAAAACAUGAAAGAGCGGCGGAUGCAUGCAAUUAA
Gongylonema pulchrum is the source of this 522-nucleotide messenger RNA. The record is from the annotation of a GenBank genome assembly. NCBI's taxonomy places the organism in Eukaryota, Metazoa, Nematoda, Chromadorea, Rhabditida, Gongylonematidae.